GCCCUUAUUUCUAGUCUCUGUGUUUGGUCUUGGAAUAGGGUUGGUGGAAGUGGUUAAACGAGUUUGUAGGCAUGACCCGGAUUCCCGGAACCUGCAUCGCAGGAAUGAGCAAAACCUCUGGGUUCUGCAGAGUAGCCAGUAGACAAGACGGAGGGGAAUCCCUACGGCUCGCGCCAGCCUAGCUCAUGGAAUCCCGCUGAGGUCACGCUCGCACGAGGCCACGCCCAUUCAGGUCGCCCAGCCCGGGCGCCCCGCUAGCCCCGCCUCCUCUCUGCGCGGCCGGCGGGGUGGCUGGCAGUCAUCGUGGAAGCCGAGCCGGCGGCAUGGGCGCGGGCUGGGAGCUGGAGGCCGCGGCCGGCCGUUCGCUGCUGCUGUGCGCCGCGCUGCUGGUGGCGGGCUGCGCGCUGGGCCUGCGCCUGGGCCGCGGGCGCCGGGUGGCGGACCGCGGGGUGCUCGCCUGGCUCUGCUACGACGCCCUGGUGCACUUCGUGCUGGAAGGCACUUUUGUCUAUUUAUCUUUAGUAGGAACUGUUGCAGAGUCUGAAGGCUUGAUUGCAUCUUUAUGGAAAGAAUAUGGCAAAGCUGAUGCAAGAUGGCUUUAUUUUGAUCCAACCAUGGUGUCUUUGGAAAUUCUGACUGUUGUUCUGGAUGGGUUUCUGGCAUUGUUCCUCGUUUAUGCCAUAGUCAAGGAGAAAUAUUAUCGACAUUUCAUACAGAUUGCCCUCUGUGUGUGUGAACUCUAUGGCGGCUGGAUGACCUUCUUCCCAGAGUGGCUUAUUGGAAGCCCCAACCUCAACACCAACAGUUGGCUGUACUUUUGGGUCUAUCUGGUAUUUUUUAAUGGUGUGUGGGUUCUGAUCCCAGGACUGCUACUGUGGCAGUCAUGGGUAGAACUCAAGAAGAUGCAUCAGAAAGGAACCAAUUUAGGGAAAAAACGCAGGUGAUUUUUCAAAA
This is a messenger RNA of Castor canadensis (American beaver), 954 nucleotides long. It is a transcript of the gene Ebpl, whose product is annotated as EBP like. Gene Ontology annotation, cellular component: endoplasmic reticulum; membrane. Lineage: Eukaryota; Metazoa; Chordata; Mammalia; Rodentia; Castoridae. Gene Ontology annotation, molecular function: cholestenol delta-isomerase activity. Gene Ontology annotation, biological process: sterol metabolic process. The record is from RefSeq and is a predicted model, not a curated record.